AUGACUGCUUACACUUACACUACUUGCAUAGUCAGCGGUGUUAGGUUUAAGACACUUGAACGUGAUGCAAAAUGCGCAACGCAAAACUCUGGGGUGGAAGUGGUUGGAGAGAACGUUUUGACUGCUAUACUCUCAAAUCUUACAAAAAGUCAGCUUUCUAGCUGUUUAGUUUGUAAAAGGUGGUUAAAGAUUAGUGGUGGUUUAGUUAAGUCAUUGAGAUUAUUGGAUUGGGAUUUUCUUGAUUCGGGUAGACUCGGUUUUCGUUUUCCUAAUCUUAUUGAUGUUGAUAUUGUUCAAGCUUGCAUAAUAUCCCCUCGGAAUUCGGGUAUUUGUUUGAGUAAUCAAUUCGUGUCGAUUCAUGUUAAUUCGUUUAUAUCCGACAAUGAGUGUGUUUGGAAGCCUGAUUUUUUGAGCAUUCGUGCGGUCGAUAGAGGGGUUCGGAUUCUAGCUCAAAGUUGCCCUAAUUUAAGAAGGCUUGUGUUGUGUGGCGUAAGCUUAGAAGGGUUAGUGUCUAUUGCAAAUGAGUGUUUGGCUUUGCAGGAACUAGAGUUAUGUUCCUGUACAGAUUUGGAUCUAAAAGGGCUUGCAGGUUUUAGGAAUUUACAAAUUUUGAAACUCAUUGGUUCGGUAAAUGGAUUGUAUGAUUCUGUGAUAUCGGAUAUUGGGUUGACUAUCUUGGCUCAAGUGUGUCCGAGGUUGUUAAAGCUUGAGCUUGUCAGGUUGCGAAGGGAGUUGUGA
Molecule: messenger RNA, 738 nt
Organism: Helianthus annuus (common sunflower)
Lineage: Eukaryota; Viridiplantae; Streptophyta; Magnoliopsida; Asterales; Asteraceae
Product: F-box protein At5g07670-like
Exons: 2
Coding region: 1-738 (245 amino acids)
Source: RefSeq, a predicted model, not a curated record